Messenger RNA from Galeopterus variegatus (Sunda flying lemur), 384 nucleotides. Its product is annotated as protein S100-A7-like. Gene Ontology annotation, cellular component: cytoplasm. The transcript has 2 exons. NCBI's taxonomy places the organism in Eukaryota, Metazoa, Chordata, Mammalia, Dermoptera, Cynocephalidae. The coding region runs from base 19 to 324 and encodes 101 amino acids. Gene Ontology annotation, molecular function: transition metal ion binding; calcium ion binding. The record is from RefSeq and is a predicted model, not a curated record.
GCUUUCCUGAAAGCAAAGAUGAGCACCACUCAGUCUGAGAAGACCAUGAUGGGCUUGAUCGACCUGUUUCACGAAUACACCGGGCGUGAUGACAUGAUUGACAAGCCGAGACUGCUGGAGAUGCUGAAGAAGAACUUCCCCAACUUCCUCAGCGCCUGUGACAAAAAGGGCAGAGAUUACUUGGCCAACGUCUUUGAGAAUAAGGACAAGAAUAAGGAUGAUAAGAUUGAGUUUUCUGAGUGGCUGUCCUUGCUGGGGGACAUAGCCACGGACUACCACAAACACAGCCACGGAGCGGAGCUCUGUUCCGGGGACAGCCAGUGAUCCCGGCCCAGCCCAGGAGCCUCCAGAGACCCCAAAACAAUAAAGUGUCUCCUCCCACCA